AUGGCGUGGAUGUGCACAACAUCCUCUGUUGUGGCAUUUUGCACAGCAGAGGAUCCCAACCCGAACGAACGAGCAAACCUUAUGCAACAGUAUGAGUCUCCACCACCACCACCACCACCUUACACGUACAAGUCAUCUCCUCCGCCGCCAUACAAAUAUAAAUCACCACCGCCACCACCUUAUAAGUAUAAAUCACCUCCACCACCACCCUACAAAUAUAAGUCACCACCACCUCCUCCCUAUGUGUACAAGUCUCCCUCGCCACCACCUUACAAGCACGAAUCACCUCCACCACCACUCUACAAGUACAAAUCACCACCACCGCCAUCUUACAAGUAUGAAUCACCCCCACCUCCGCCAUACAAAUAUGAGUCUCCACCACCACCACCUUACAAGUACAAGUCACCUCCACCACCGCCAUACAAAUAUGAAUCUCCACCACCGCCACCUUACAAGUAUGAAUCACCUCCACCACCACCUUACAAAUAUAAGUCACCAUCACCUCCUUAUGUGUACAAAUCUCCCCCACCACCGCCUUACAAGUACGAAUCACCUCCACCGCCUCCCUACAAAUACAAGUCACCACCACCACCUCCUUACAAGUACGAAUCACCUCCACCACCACCCUACAAAUACAAAUCACCACCACCACCUCCUUACAAGUACGAGUCACCUCCACCACCGCCAUACAAAUACGAAUCUCCAACACCACCUCCAUAUGUUUACAAGUCUCCACCACCACCUGCCUACAAGUAUGAAUCACCUCCACCUCCACCAUACAAGUACGAGUCCCCACCACCACCACCACCACCACCACCACCAUACAAGUACGAGUCACCUCCACUACCACCAUACAAAUACGAAUCUCCACCACCACCUCCAUAUGUUUACAAGUCUCCACCACCACCGCCCUACAAAUAUGAAUCGCCUCCACCUCCACCCUAUAAGUACGAGUCACCUCCACCACCACCAUAUAAGUACGAGUCACCUCCACCACCUCCAUAUGUUUACAAGUCUCCACCACCACCACCUUAUAAGCAUGAAUCACCACCACCACCACCAUACAAGUAUGAGUCACCGCCGCCUCCACCUUAUGUAUACAAGUCUCCCCCACCACCACCUUACAAGUAUGAGUCACCACCACCUCCUGCAUAUCUAUACAAAUCUCCACCACCACCCCCUUACAAAUAUGAAUCGCCUCCACCUCCACCAUACAAAUAUGAGUCGCCACCGCCUCCUCCUUAUCUUUACAAGUCGCCUCCACCACCACCCUACAAAUACGAAUCACCACCACCUCCUCCUUAUGUUUACAAAUCUCCACCACCACCACCGUACAAAUACGAAUCACCUCCACCUCCACCUCCACCAUACAAAUAUGAGUCUCCACCACCUCCCCCUUACAAGUACGAAUCUCCACCACCUCCCCCAUACAAGUACGAAUCACCUCCACCACCACCCUACAUGUACAAAUCACCACCACCUCCUCCAUAUGUUUACAAAUCCCCACCACCACCGCCCUACCUUUACAAAUCACCUCCACCCCCAUCUUACCUUUACAAAUCUCCACCACCUCCACCAUACAAGUACUAA
Salvia hispanica is the source of this 1590-nucleotide messenger RNA. RefSeq lists its product as uncharacterized. Gene Ontology annotation, biological process: plant-type cell wall organization. Lineage: Eukaryota; Viridiplantae; Streptophyta; Magnoliopsida; Lamiales; Lamiaceae. Gene Ontology annotation, molecular function: structural constituent of cell wall. The record is from RefSeq and is a predicted model, not a curated record.